This is a messenger RNA of Seminavis robusta, 249 nucleotides long. The record is from the annotation of a GenBank genome assembly. Lineage: Eukaryota; Bacillariophyta; Bacillariophyceae; Naviculales; Naviculaceae.
AUGAAGACCACCGCCGCACUUGUUUUGCUCUCUGCCCUUUCGGCUUCUGCCUUUGUGCCUGCCGCCCACAAGCCUUCGGCACAAAGUGCUCUUCGAGUCACUCCCGAAGAAGACAUGGAAUUGACCCGCAAGGUCAUUGCCAAGUUUUUCGGAGAUGACAUGAGCGAACCAGCACCCGCCCCAGCUGCCCCAGCUGCCGAGCCCGAAGAAGCCCCCAAGAAGAAAAAGUCCAAAAAGUCCAAAAAUUAA